This is a messenger RNA of Rhea pennata, 1411 nucleotides long. RefSeq names its product translocase of inner mitochondrial membrane 21 (gene TIMM21). The record is from RefSeq and is a predicted model, not a curated record. Gene Ontology annotation, cellular component: TIM23 mitochondrial import inner membrane translocase complex. Gene Ontology annotation, biological process: protein import into mitochondrial matrix. The coding region runs from base 286 to 1023 and encodes 245 amino acids. The transcript is spliced from 6 exons. NCBI's taxonomy places the organism in Eukaryota, Metazoa, Chordata, Aves, Rheiformes, Rheidae.
CUACUUUUCUUUUCCCGAAAGAUUUCCGCAAGAGCAAUGGCGAGGGGCAGCCGCCGGCGGGCGAGGGGUUGCCGUGAGCUUCUGAAGUGAAGCGCCAGGCGCAGGCCCCGGUUCAGAGCGGGAGGCCGCGCUGAUUCUCCUUCCCCGGCGCUCCGGCGCGGCACCUCGCGUGCACGUGUGGCAGAGGAGAGGGCCCGGCUCGCGGCGGCGCGCAGGAGAAACUUUUAGUUGAGCGUCGGUCACGCUUCGGUAUCAGCAUUUAGAAGCCGUCUGCUUUGCCUCAGCAUGUUUUCCGCCUCUCUCGUGCGAGCUAGGCGGUGCGGCGAGAAGCUGCAGGUGUCCCCAGGGAAGUGGCUGCUCGCACCCUCAGGAAGGGUGCUCCCGGGGCCCUGGCCGGGCCUGAGGUGGGGGCACCAGCCCCCCUGCAGGCAGCCCGCCCCGCGCCCCUUCCUGUUUUUACAGGGUGCAAAACAAAGUAUCUGGACACGAGCGGGGGGUCUGGGAGCAGGAAAAUCUGCCGGUAGUAGCAAACACGUAUCUGUGCAAAGGGAUCAGAAAGAAGAAACUCUUCUGUCAGCUGCUCAGAAAGUGAAAGAAGCUGGAAGAGACUUCACAUAUUUUAUAGUGGUUCUUGUUGGAAUUAGUGUUACAGGUGGUUUAUUUUAUGUGAUUUUUAAAGAGCUGUUCUCUUCUUCCAGUCCAAGUAAGAUCUAUGGAGAUGCUUUGGAGAAAUGCAGAUCUCACCCUGAGAUAAUUGCCGUUUUUGGUGAACCCAUUAAAGGUUAUGGCGAGACAACACGACGAGGAAGACGACAGCUUGUCAGUCAUGUGGAAUACAUAAAGGAUGGACUGAAACACAUGCGCUUAAAGUUCUAUAUUGAGGGUUCGGAACCAGGAAAGCGGGGAACAGUCCAUGUGGAGGUCAAAGAGAAUCCUGAGAGAGGAAGACUUGAGGUCCGCUACAUAUUUGUGGAUGUUGAGACCUUUCCCAGAAGAACCAUUAUCAUUGAAGACAACAGAUAGCCAAAGAUCAAAGUUGAAUGAAGUUACUGUCUCAUCUUUCUGAGUACCGAAUGCAUAGCCGGUGUACACAUGAACUGUGUGGCGUUCUCAAUUGUAUCUUGAAGCAUUGGGAUUGUGCUGCAGGAAGUACCCUCUCAGAGCCUCCACUAAGGUCUUUCCUAAUAACAAAUAUAGGACUUGAUGUGAAGGAAGUGAAAAAUAGAGCCAUCGCUUAUGGCAACUAAUUGUGACAUAGGAAAAUAAUGGCACGUAAGGGACUAUUUAAUGCUGGCUAAAAUGUCUACACACCCAAAAGCUAAGUCUUCCAAGGUUUGAGGUCUGGGGAGGUGUUUGUUUUCCUUUGCUUGGAUUUUCCACUAGCCCUGCAAUAAAGUAAGUGAUACUGAAA